UCAAACUGAUCACCCGGCUUGAUUGCAAGGCAUGCAAUCUCUGUCACAUACCAGUUAGCAUAUCAACUACAGAGAUCCACAGAGAUCAGAAGUUUGUAUUUAGCCACACAAAUAGCAGUCAUAGUGUAUUUAAUGUUAGUCGUAACAGCGUGACUGCACUGUCGUCUAUAGAAAUAUAGAUCUACCACACCGGAGCGACCAGGAUGGAGUGGCAGCCAGAUGAACAGGGUCUGCAGCAAGUGCUUCAGCUACUCAAGGACUCCCAGUCACCAGACACAGCAACACAGAGGGCUGUGCAAGAAAAACUGGAGCAACUUAACCAGUUUCCAGAUUUCAACAACUAUCUCAUCUUUGUCCUCACAAGCCUCAAAUCUGAAGACGAGCCCACUCGCUCCCUGAGCGGUCUGAUACUGAAGAACAAUGUUAAGGCUCACUACCAGAACUUCCCUCCCAACGUGGCUGACUUCAUCAAACGAGAAUGCCUCAACAACAUUGGAGACCCUUCACCGCUCAUCAGAGCUACGAUCGGUAUCCUGAUCACGACCAUAGCCUCUAAAGGGGAGCUGCAGACCUGGCCGGAACUGCUGCCUCAGCUCUGUAAUCUGCUCAACUCAGAGGACUAUAACACCUGCGAGGGUUCUUUUGGAGCGUUGCAGAAGAUCUGCGAGGAUUCAUCAGAGUUGUUGGAUAGCGAUGCUCUGAACAGACCCCUUAAUAUCAUGAUCCCUAAAUUCUUACAGUUUUUCAAGCACUGCAGCCCCAAAAUCAGGUCCCAUGCUAUAGCGUGCGUGAACCAGUUUAUCAUCGGUCGAGCUCAGGCUCUGAUGGAUAACAUUGACACCUUCAUAGAGAGUCUGUUUGCACUGGCCGGAGACGAAGACAGUGAAGUACGCAAGAACGUGUGCAGGGCUUUGGUCAUGCUGCUGGAAGUUCGCAUCGACCGUCUCAUCCCACACAUGCACAGCAUCAUCCAGUACAUGCUGCAGAGGACCCAGGACCCAGAUGAGAAUGUGGCUCUGGAGGCCUGUGAGUUCUGGCUGACUCUGGCUGAGCAGCCCAUCUGUAAAGAGGCCCUGUCUGGCCACUUGGUCCAACUGAUCCCUAUCCUGGUGAACGGGAUGAAAUACUCUGAGAUCGACAUUAUUCUUCUAAAGGGCGACGUUGAAGAGGACGAGGCAGUUCCAGACAGCGAGCAGGACAUAAAGCCUCGCUUCCACAAGUCCCGCACCGUCACCCUGCAGCAUGAAGGAGGGGAGGGCGAGGAGGGGGAGGACAUCGAUGAAGACGAGGACGACGACGAUGAUACGCUGUCUGACUGGAACCUGCGAAAGUGUUCAGCUGCGGCUCUCGAUGUUCUUGCCAACGUGUUUCGUGAGGAGUUGCUCCCUCAUCUCCUGCCCCUGCUCAAAGGACUGCUGUUCCACCCAGACUGGGUCAUCAAGGAGUCUGGUAUCCUCGUGCUGGGAGCUAUCGCUGAGGGCUGUAUGCAAGGCAUGGUACCUUACUUGCCCGAGCUCAUCCCCCACCUCAUCCAGUGUUUGUGCGACAAGAAGGCCCUGGUGCGCUCCAUCGCCUGCUGGACGCUCAGCCGCUACGCCCACUGGGUGGUCAGCCAGCCCCCUGACGCUCACCUCAAACCUCUCAUGACUGAGCUGCUCAAACGCAUCCUGGACGGCAACAAGAGGGUACAAGAAGCGGCGUGCAGUGCGUUCGCCACCCUGGAGGAGGAGGCAUGUACAGAGCUGGUGCCUUACCUGAGCUUCAUCCUGGAUACGCUGGUUUUUGCUUUUGGGAAGUACCAACACAAGAACCUGCUCAUCCUCUAUGAUGCCAUAGGAACGCUGGCGGACUCUGUGGGGCACCAUCUCAACCAGCCUGAGUACAUACAGAAGCUGAUGCCUCCGCUGAUAGCCAAGUGGAACGAGCUGAAGGAUGAAGACAAAGAUCUCUUUCCUCUGCUGGAGUGUCUGUCGUCUGUUGCCACGGCGCUGCAGAGUGGCUUCCUCCCCUACUGCGAACCUGUUUACCAGCGCUGUGUCACCCUGGUCCAGAAAACACUGGCUCAAGCCAUGAUGUACAGUCAGCAGCCAGACCAGUACGAAGCCCCUGACAAGGACUUCAUGAUUGUGGCUCUGGAUCUUUUAAGCGGUUUAGCCGAGGGACUGGGGGGACACGUGGACACGCUUGUGGCCCGCAGCAACAUCAUGACGCUGCUUUUCCAAUGCAUGCAGGAUACGAUGCCUGAAGUAAGACAGAGUUCAUUUGCUCUACUGGGUGACUUGACCAAGGCUUGCUUCCCUCACGUCAAACCGUGUAUUGCUGAAUUCAUGCCGAUCCUUGGGACAAACCUGAACCCGGAGUUCAUCUCUGUCUGCAACAAUGCUACCUGGGCCAUAGGAGAGAUCUGUAUGCAGAUGGGAGUGGAGAUGCAGCCAUACAUCGCCAUGGUUCUGAACCAGCUCGUUGAGAUUAUUAAUCGACCCAACACCCCCAAGACCCUGCUGGAGAACACCGCAAUCACCAUCGGUCGCCUGGGCUACGUGUGUCCUCAGGAGGUUGCGCCCAUGCUGCCCCAAUUUAUCCGACCCUGGUGUACGUCUCUGCGGAACAUCCGAGACAAUGAAGAGAAGGACUCGGCUUUCCGCGGGAUUUGCAUGAUGAUCGGCGUGAACCCAGGAGGUGUGGUGCAGGACUUCAUCUUCUUCUGUGACGCAGUGGCCUCCUGGGUGAAUCCUAAAGACGAUCUGAGAGACAUGUUCUACAAGAUCCUGCACGGUUUUAAGGAGCAGGUUGGGGAGGAGAACUGGCAGCAGUUCUCAGAGCAGUUCCCCCCACUGCUGAAGGAGAGACUGGCAGCCUGCUACGGCGUUUAGAUUCUCUACACCACCCAAGAGGUGAGCCAGCAGGAGGAGGGUGAAUGGGAAACUCAUCCAUCUGUGUAUUGCACUGCCCUGAUCUGGGGGGAGGGAGAGGGACACUAUUGGCCGCUCCCCCUGACGGACGGCCCCCACGCCCUAUGUGUUUGUCCAUAGAGGGAGGGUGGGCGGGUGGGAGGGUGGGACAGAGGGACACCUCUAGAUUAACUAGGCAGGGACCCGACACAGAAAAACUAACUGGUAGGGACAGAUAGAGAGGGACAGAGAGAAGGACUUGGAGGAGAGACUGAGGGGGAUAGAGAAGGUGGGACAGAUGGAGACCAGCAGGAGAGAGUUCAGGGAAAGAGAGGGAGGGAAAUCAGUAACCAAGCAGGGAAAAAGAGCCACAGAACGGUCUGUUACUGGGAGGACAGGGACAGUUUUAACGGGAUUCUUAACCUCAAGAUAGCUUGACCGACAGAGACAGACCAACACAGACUCUCUCACACACACACACACACACACACACACUUGCACACUUGCUGCACACGCAGUACAUGGAACUGACUGUGGGCGGCACUAUUAUUUAGACUUUUUUGAGACCUUACUACAUGUAGUUAGGGACAGACAGACAGGGGUCUAAACUCUGUUCAUUUUCCGGGUGAUAAUCUUUCUUUUUCCGGGGGAAUAGGAUUCAAUAUGAAUUUCUUCAUCCGUAGUCACUGAAUUCUACUUAGCUGUAAGAUAAUCUCGCUAUCUGUGUUUCCUAUCCCUUUUUUUUUUUUUUCUUUUUCAUUUUCGAACCAGAGUGCUGCUUCAUAGAGCGAUCCAUCUAUCAGACAUGUUCCUGUCACAUUUUCUACCUGAGAGAGAAAUAAGAGCAAGUGUCUUUCCUCACAGAAAACCAUUCCUCUAGGAAGGGAGGAUUAGGGCUAACACAUUUGUUUUCUCACCAGAGGGGAGAAAAUCGUAGAGAGAAAAAAGAGAAGAAAAAAAAAAAUCACAUCCUUAGUUGUCCUCUUCGAGGUUUCGUGUGUAUGUGUGUGAGCGCGUGCAUGUGCAGUUUAUAAAUCCUCACUUUGGCAUUCUGUGUUAACAGUGUGUGAAAUAUGUAUUGUUUUUGAUAUGGUACCGAGCUAAAACUUGACUCCCACCGCAAUGUCCUUGGCACCUGUUAACUGUGACCAAGUGUUUGUGUGUAUGUUUGUGUAUGUGUGCUUGACAGAUUGAGUGUGUGUUUAUGUCUACAUUCGUACUGAUAUCCAUUUGAUGCCAUAUUGAUAUCUUAAGUAAAACAGUGAUUGGCAAUGUCAUUGUGAUCUUUAUAAUGUUUUAAAAAUGGUCCAUAUUCUUUAUUUUCUUUUUUUUUUGUUUUUGUUUUGCUGCUACUGAUAAUUUUUGUUUCUAUAGUGGACAUAAAUUCGCACAAUAACACAAAAAUAUUUGAAUUAAUGCUAUUUUCAGUGACUGUUAAGUUUGCACUUUUUUAAAAAAUUUAUUUUACCUUUUUUUGUAUGGACUUUUUUUUAACCUCACCCAUAUGAUAUGUCUUGACCCUAAUGUCAGUGUUUGUCAUACUGUGUUGCACUGUGAAAUUAAGUGUCUUUGACUGGCAAAAAUAUUCCAAUACUAAAUGGCAAAUAAAAACAACUUUGUGAAACUGGGACUAAUCCGCACUUUUACAAUGACUAACUUUGCCAUAUUGCUGAGGUGUGUGUGUACGCGUGUGAGAUCCUGCAUGUGUGUGUGAGAUCCUGCAUGAGUAGGCGCGCAUGAGUGCCCUUUAUUUUUUGGCCUAUGAGCAUGUUGCAGAUAGCUAGAUGGCGUUUUUAUGAUGUAUGCACAGUAAGGGGUGCAAAUCUAGUUUUGUUUGGAAGGGUGUGUAGCCUGACCCCUGAGCCUACUUUGUGUGCAUGCUCUGUGUCUGUGUUUUCAUUGUGUGUGUGUGUGCGUGUGUGCGCGAAUGUGCGUGUGUUUGACGCAUAUCUCGGAGUAAUAUGAUUGCCCUUUACAAACCAACACACCACCUCAAUUCAUGAGAGGAGAGCACAAUAUACUUAAAAAAAAUACAAGAGCUAGGACACUGCCAAAGAGCAAUAGCCACUGAAAUUGAAAACAGUAGAGACCAGCUGCUAUUCAAUAUUCAAUACUUGCAAAAUAAUAAUAUAAAAGUACAGGCAACGAAGGGCUUUUCAGAUUAAUCACGGAAUACGAUUUGCCAGCAAAAUUAACUACAGGGAUUUUUUCAUUGAUAUUCAAUUUUUUCCAGCUUGGAGAUAUUUGGAAACAAUUAGACGUUGGCACUUGAUUUGACCUCGACUGUGACCACUGAGAUAAUCAAUCACUUCAAACACAAGACAAUCUGAACCCCAGUCUAUUUCCACAGUCUCCUUCAAAGCUUGUACGAGAAAAUGUUUUCGGUUGCUUGUUAAUUUAAUUUCAAUUAUUUGUGUAACUGAUGCUUUUAGUUUUUGUAUCUGAAGGAUCAGUGUACAUUUUCUUUUGGACGAUACUGUAGUCUGCUUCAGUGACAGAUUCAUGAAUGCAACGAGUUUGAAGGAGAGGAGCGGUAUGACAGCUUUCUGAAUAUGUGCAAGACGAUGGGAACAAAGGAGGGAUGAAAGGAGAUGAACGAUGAUUUUUUUCUAAAUUCUGUUUAUAUUAUAAAGAGCAUGAUAUUGUUGCAGUUUGGCUGACAGACUUUGGUACCUGUUUUUUUUUUUGUUUUUCCUGUGGGCUACUUUCGCCAGUCAUGUUCCCUCUUUUUGAAGGUGGGAAUGGAAAUAAAUUGCUUUGAGUCUUUUAUAUGAUUUAUAGUUUAUGUGUGUAAAAUCUCUGGAUUUUUGAAAUAAAUCAUGUCAUGCAUGCAGAAGGCCGGA
Messenger RNA from Plectropomus leopardus (leopard coralgrouper), 5734 nucleotides. It is a transcript of the gene tnpo2b, whose product is annotated as transportin 2b. Gene Ontology annotation, biological process: protein import into nucleus. The record is from RefSeq and is a predicted model, not a curated record. Gene Ontology annotation, molecular function: small GTPase binding. NCBI's taxonomy places the organism in Eukaryota, Metazoa, Chordata, Actinopteri, Perciformes, Serranidae.